CUUAGACCAAUGUUCAUGUUCUGAGAAUUGGGUGGGUAAUAAGAGGUGUUACUGCGCCUCUGCACAGAUUGCAGAAGAGGAGAAUUGGCAAAGAGAGUUGGAAGAGAAGGAUUUGAUCAUUGAUAGACUACCAAGGUUCAAUAGGGUGAAGCUUCCUAAAGGUAUUAAACUUUCAAAGGGUGAGAUGAGAAGGAUUAGUCAGUUUAGAGACAUGCCUUACAUUUCACCGUAUGAGGAUUUCUCUGAAAUAAGGCCUGGUACUUCGGAUAAGGAAAAACACGCAUGUGGUGUGGUUCAUGAAAUUCUGAGCCUCGCAGUCGAGAAAAGGACUCUUGAUGAUCACCUUACUCAUUUCAGGGAAGAAUUUAGAUUCUCUCAACAGCUGAGAGGCAUGCUGAUAAGACAUCCUGAUAUGUUCUAUGUCUCUUUGAAAGGGGAUCGAGACUCAGUUUUUCUACGUGAAGCUUAUCAGGAUUCACACUUGAUAGAAAAGAACAGGUUAUUGCUCAUCAAGGAAAAGCUUCGCUCCCUUGUUUCUCAUUCAAGAUUACCCCGGAGAACCACUCCACGAACUGAUUCUGCUGAAAUAGAAAAAACUGAGUCCAAAUAUGGAAUUGAUGCUGUAGGAAGAUGAAGAUUGGUCCGACAUUGAUAACUUAGGGACUGAUGGAUUAGAUGAAGAUGACGAUGAUGACUGGAGUGAUGAUGGUGAUGAUCUACCUCCCGACUUCAGUGAUGAUGAAGAUAGCAAACCGACUACACAAGUUAAUGGUGCACAGAAGGAGGAAGAAAAGAUUUUGGCCCCCGUGUUUCCAGAUGGUCGGCCUCAGGAACGCUGGUGAGAAAUAUAAACCUGUGCUUGGAUUAUUUCGCGCAUGAAAGACUUUGAUACAAGAUCUUAAAUUACAGCUUCUGCUAUUGGCUUGUUCCAUUCGCGCGAGGUUUGAAGUCCCAGGGUAAAAGAUUCUUCCAUUCUCUUGACAUCCUGCGUCAGCGUUAGCUUAGCUAGCAUCUUUGCAUCAGAUUUACAGUUCAAUGUUGUCGUUAAGUUAAAUAUAUUUGCAUCCUGUUGUGAACUAAGUCUUGUAUUUACGUGAGGAAGGUUGAGGCCUGGGCAGCAACGGCCUGCUUCAUGAACCAGGUUUGGUAUUUAAGUUUGGAAGGGUAGAAGGGACCGGGCAUUAACGACAGACAUAUUUUUUCGGUUACUCAAAGAAAAAAAAAAAGAAUUGAUGAUGCCAUAUAUUCUUCUGCCAGCUCUUUGAAGUAAUGUGUGUGUGCUCUUGUGAGCAAAGGAUUGUAGAAUAAAAUGUCUUCUUCUCUUAAUCAUCAUAUCUCCAAGUCUAAACCAAAGUAAUAGAUGCCACUUGUAUCAUUAUUUGGUUAGUGGAUACUACUCAAGACACUAUCAAAGAUAUGGAUUCUACAAUUAUCAUUAUUCUUACAAAGUAA
Capsicum annuum is the source of this 1452-nucleotide messenger RNA. RefSeq names its product protein WHAT'S THIS FACTOR 1 homolog, chloroplastic-like. Gene Ontology annotation, molecular function: RNA binding. The record is from RefSeq and is a predicted model, not a curated record. Bases 185 to 634 code for a protein of 149 amino acids. The transcript has a single exon. NCBI's taxonomy places the organism in Eukaryota, Viridiplantae, Streptophyta, Magnoliopsida, Solanales, Solanaceae.